AGUAAAAGCAGAAAUGCCAGAAAAUUAGAAAUGCUGAAGAGAAAGCCAAGCAAAGUAGGAUAGAUCGAAGACCGCAGAACUCGACCCUCCGCAAACGCAUCGUCGCCACCUCAGCCGCCGCUCUCGUCCAGCAACUCGACAGCCACGCCAAAGAUUCAUCCGUUCCCCUCCGUAUCGGCCUCUCCUCUCAAGAAACAAACAAAACUAACCUAUACGUCAUAUACAACCCUAUAAAUUGUUACCAUCUCUUUCUUCUUCUUUUGGGAUUUUUGAGGAAUCCAAUCGGCUGAUUCAUGGAGGUCGAGGUUAAACUUCGGCUUCCAGACGCGGGGGCCCACCGCCGCGUUACCAAUGUUUUGGCCCCGUUCCACGUCAAGACUCACCGCCAGGAGAACCACUUCUUCGACGGCUCCGCCGCUGAGCUCUCGGCUCUCAGAGCCGUCCUCCGGCUCAGAUUCUCCGACAAGGACCCCCGCUGCGUCGUCACUCUCAAAGCCAAAGCCGUCCUAGUCGACGGCGUGAGCCGCGUGGAGGAGGACGAGGAGGACCUGGACCCGUCUAUCGGGCGCGAUUGCGCGGCCGAGCCGGCGAAGCUGAGCGCCGUGGAGUCUAGGGUUGUGAGGAGGGCGAGGGAGGAGUUUGGGGCGUUGGGGUUUGUGGGGCUGGGAGGGUUUGGGAAUGUGAGGCUAGUGUACGAGUGGAAGGGACUGAAAUUGGAGGUGGACGAGACCGAUUUUGGGUUUGGGACUCUGUAUGAGAUUGAGUGUGAGAGUGACAAUCCCGAGGACGCCAAGAAAUUACUCGAGGAGUUUCUCAAGGACCAUGGGAUCGACUAUUCGUACUCGGAGAAGUCCAAAUUCGCGAUUUUUCGGUCCGGGAAGCUGCCAUAAAUUGCUUAGCUGUAGUUUCAGAGCUCACAAUGUAAUCCAUACUUGCUGGCCGUCAGAGCUCAUCAAGAGUUAGGUAGCAAUAACAAUCAGCGAUUUCAAGUGCUUUAGUCACGGCGUUGCUUGUCAAACAUCAUUUUUCACCUCCUUGUAUGCAUUUCUCUAUUGUGAUCAAGGAUAGGCUCUUGGCUAUGUAAUCAUCACUUACCAUACAUUUUCCUUCGGCAGAUAAAGGGCAUCUAAUCCUUGGAUCAAGAUCACUAUUCUCAUACCACCAAUGUAUUAGCACCUGGAUCUUAGUACUAUCUAUGAUUAGAUUGCCUACAUUUAGAGUUUCUAUCGUAAUGAAUGCACUAAUUUUAUUCCAACUAUGCAUUGCCAUGCAUCUGUGGUACGUAGUUGAAAUGGUAAUGAGAAGAUUGUGGUGUGUUUUUGUACACAUUUAUUUCCUAAUGGAAGAGAGAAGUCUACUAGACCCGGCAUUAAUUUACUCAUUCUGAGCGAGGUCAGUUAAUUAUACUGUGGUUCUGUCAAAAUAAUAUUGGUUGUUGAAACUUACAUUCCAUGAUAAGUUUUGCUACUCGAGAAAGUUGAAUCUUCA
This is a messenger RNA of Juglans microcarpa x Juglans regia, 1488 nucleotides long. Its product is annotated as triphosphate tunnel metalloenzyme 3-like. The coding region runs from base 294 to 890 and encodes 198 amino acids. NCBI's taxonomy places the organism in Eukaryota, Viridiplantae, Streptophyta, Magnoliopsida, Fagales, Juglandaceae. The record is from RefSeq and is a predicted model, not a curated record. The transcript is spliced from 2 exons.